Symbiodinium pilosum is the source of this 920-nucleotide messenger RNA. The record is from the annotation of a GenBank genome assembly. NCBI's taxonomy places the organism in Eukaryota, Dinophyceae, Suessiales, Symbiodiniaceae.
GUUUUCUGGCUAUCCACGCUCUGCCAGAGUCAGACAGCACAAGGCAUGUUGAGGUUCCCUUGUCCAGCUACCUGGCCAACCUUGGCAAAGAUCCCUACACAUACAUUUCUGAAAUUCGCUUCCCGGGUCAGGGAGAUGAGGAGGAAGCCGAUGAGUCAAAGCAACAGCUCCUGGAUGACGUGGCUGCACCGCUGCCGCGGCUGAGUUUGCCCCGCGAUGGCGGUGCGUACUCCCACGUCCGACGUGAGAACCAGACACGACAGUCGGCAGAGGAGCAUGAGAUUUGUGGUGAUCCAUCUCACCAAAAGUGGUUGCCACUGUUUCGCUGGUUCCUUUGUGGCGGUGAAGGCUCUGGUCUCGGUUGCCACCAGGAUCCCAACUCGACAAUGUUUUGGAAUGCUUGCAUCGUUGGGAAGAAGAGAUGGUGCAUCUUCCCGCCCUCCACUCCUGAGUCGAUGCUGGUCUCUCGCAGUAUGGACAAACCCUGCAUGCUACCUGGCUCCUGCCCUGAGACCGCAACGACUUCCGACUACCAUCCGUCGGCUUCCGCCAAGGCAUGGUUCGAGCAGGAGUACCCGCGAGUCCGAGACUUGCACUGUGCAGCUCAGAAUGCUGGUGUUGCUUCCGGGAUAGGCAUGAUCGAGUUCAUCCAGUCAGAGGGCGAAGUUGUUGUGUGCCCGGCAGGUUGGUGGCACAUCGUCCUUGUUUUGGAGCCUUCCGUCACCUUCACGGAGAAUUGGUUGGCUGACCGGGACAUUGGCUCUGCUUUAGGGCUUCUGGAAGCCUCUCCCUGGCGCCAUCAGAUCCUGUGGAACUCCCUACCCUGGCAUCUACGAGUACGAGCCUUUUUCGGGCAUACUCUCUUCAGGCUGCAGGCGGCUGCAAAGAUUCUCCUGGAGAGGCGCGAGUUUGGGAGGUGA